AUGGAGAGAUUCCAUCACUAUCCGGGUAUGAUCUACUCUGAUUUUGAAGCCUCGGCGACCUUUCAUCCUGAGGUUCGAGAAAUGGAACACCUUAAUCGACUCAUGGCCGAGUCCUCAAUUAACCCCCGCCUCGAUCUGUUACCGCCACACGCGGAUCCUCACCUCUUUAAUGAAUCAUUGAUAGCCGAACAACGGGCAGCAAUGCACCUGGCGGCUCCCGAUAUCCAUGAGCUCGCCCUCCUGGAGCGCGAAAAUGAGCAGAUGCACCACUUACAUUCCCUCAACGUCCUCGACGAGCAGAUGCACUUGCGGGAUCGCGAACUGGACGGAAUGCACUUGAUGAAUCAUGAAAGAAGUUUGAACUCGCUUGGCCUUCAGCUCGAAACCGAACGCGCUAUGGUCUUGGACGAUGAAUACCGGCUGCGGCAAGGGCUGGCUCUAGCUCCAGGAUAUGAGCAUUUCGGCGGCUCGAUCGGAUACGACCUCGCUCACCCCUAUGCUGCUACCGGCAUGACACACCCAAGCUACUAUAACCAGACAUUACAUUACCCCGGAGUCAUGGCUGAUCCAUAUUAUCAACAGAUGGCUUCCAUAUUGCCCCGGACGCUUCCAAUGUUUUCAGAUCCAUACUUCAUGAAUCAAAUGCCCCCAACUGCUGGGUGCGGAUACACCCGCAGCACUCUUCCUCUCAACGCCGCCAUGCAGAAUCCUUUCUUCCACGGCAUCGACCACGAUUAUGGGUACGGAAGGAUCGGGCCUCUAACAAACUAUGGUCUGGCUGCUCGUUCGCCACCGCGCGAGUAUGGGCAGAUGCUCGACGAUCUUUACCUCUACGAAAUGAUGCUCCGUCUCGAUCUCGCCCUCGACGAGGAGGAAAGGAUCUUAAGAUGGCGAGAGCGCCUAGCGUGGGAGGAACUCAGCCUGGCCGAAAGACGGUUGCGUUGGGAGCAGAUGGAAAUGAUGGAACGUAGCCGACUGGGUCUUGGAAUGGGCUCUUUCUGGGGUCAUCAGUUGGGUGGAUUACCAAUCAACUCGACAUUUGGAUAUGCGGCCCCAAUACUAGCCGAACAAGUCAUGUCCUCAUAUGGAAGAGCGCCGAUCAUGGGAGUACUAGAUGGGCCUCAUUACCCCUUAUCAUCUCCUUUGAUGUCGACGUAUCCGAUGUGGGAUGUCGGUGGCCUUGGUGUUGGAGCCAGAAUCUCGCCUUGGGUUGUCGAAAACGACAUGUAUCUCAGCCCACACCACCUCGCUAGACAAGAGAAUAUACGGCGUGAAUACGCCGAGCGGCGAGGCGAAAUCCCUCCAGGCCCUCGAUUCAUUGAUGCCGAUGACAUGUCGACUUUGCUUGGAAGCGAAAUGUAUCGACCGAGACAUCUGGUUAGACAAGAGAACAUUCGACGAGAGUACGCCGAGCGCAGAGGUGAAAUCCCUCCUGUCCCUCGAUUGAUUGAGCCUGGUAGGAUGGGGGCAGGUGUACCACUCUAUGCUGCUUAUUCUGAAAAUUAUCGAGUUUAUUGA
Molecule: messenger RNA, 1518 nt
Organism: Puccinia triticina
Lineage: Eukaryota; Fungi; Basidiomycota; Pucciniomycetes; Pucciniales; Pucciniaceae
Exons: 2
Coding region: 1-1518 (505 amino acids)
Source: RefSeq, a predicted model, not a curated record